Messenger RNA from Engraulis encrasicolus (European anchovy), 720 nucleotides. Its product is annotated as chemokine XC receptor 1-like. The record is from RefSeq and is a predicted model, not a curated record. Lineage: Eukaryota; Metazoa; Chordata; Actinopteri; Clupeiformes; Engraulidae. Gene Ontology annotation, molecular function: G protein-coupled receptor activity. Bases 1 to 720 code for a protein of 239 amino acids. Gene Ontology annotation, biological process: phospholipase C-activating G protein-coupled receptor signaling pathway; positive regulation of Rho protein signal transduction. The transcript has 2 exons. Gene Ontology annotation, cellular component: plasma membrane.
AUGAACUUCUUCAUGUCAAUUCACAGCUGGGCGAUCUUGCCCAUCGCUCUACCUGUGGUGUGCUUGGCCAUUCGGGGGCUGCAGCCUGUGAUCAAGAGUGACCAUGUGGUGUCAGUGUAUGUUAUCAACCUGCUCAUCUCUGAUGUGCUUCAGAUGUGUGGCAGACCAAUCUACCUCAGCAUGACGCCUUCUGGUGUCGUUUAUGAGCUGGUUGCUUUCCUCUAUAUGUCUGGACUGCAUGCAAGCAUCUUCUUCAUGUUGUGCAUUGCUGGGGAGAGAUACGCCAUGAUCGUCCAUCCCCUGUGGUACAGGUUUUACCGGACUAUCAAAAAGUCAAUUCUCUGCUCUAUGACUGUGUGGAUGGUCACUUUUAUUUCAUUCGGUAUGAUUGUGUUAGGAACUGUGAACAAUAUCAUUGGGGUGGACACAGUGCUUGUUAUCUGGUGUGUUCUGUGCCUUCUUCCCUAUCCAUUCGUCAUAUUCUUCAUUGUGGAGACCUGGAGGGCUCUCUCCAAGUCCAUUUCCAUCUCUCCACGUGAACAGAGGAGGAUCAUGGGAAUGCUGGCCCUCGUCCUGAUCAUCUACACUGCUUUCUUCUUGCCACACAUAAUAACUAUCUUCACCGGCGGUGAUCCUAUUGACCGCGACCAGCACAAUUCGUCACCCCUUGUGUCCGACCGCGCGCCUCGGCGUCUCGAGUCCCCCCGCGUCUCUCGCUGA